Messenger RNA from Dendronephthya gigantea, 1818 nucleotides. RefSeq lists its product as uncharacterized. The record is from RefSeq and is a predicted model, not a curated record. The transcript has a single exon. The coding region runs from base 5 to 1651 and encodes 548 amino acids. NCBI's taxonomy places the organism in Eukaryota, Metazoa, Cnidaria, Anthozoa, Malacalcyonacea, Nephtheidae.
GUUCAUGGAUCCACGCAGAUUCUUAGACCCAAUUAAGAACAAGAUGGAGCGGCUUAGCAGAUGGAAGGAUUUUGUUCAGCUUGUUCAACUAUCGGGUCGUGGAAAGGUGGUUGAUGAUUAUGGUAUGUCCAUAUUAACUUGUGAUGCGUAUAGAAGGUUAAGAGUGACAAACCCAUUCAGUUCGAAAACUGUUCCAAACGUUUGCUUCGCCGGGAGGUAUUAUGCAUCAUUCUUCUUGGAGUAUGUGAAAAAGUACACAGAGCUCAAUGAUAUGGCCGAUCAGCCGUUCAUAGCGUAUACACAUGUGUUGACAUCACACGAUACUAAUGGAAGACGUAUAGUCAAUGAUGACGAAAGUCUGUCAGAGUUGUUUCGACACGCAGCACAUUUACGAAACACUUUGACGAUCUUUGCCUCAGACCAUGGCUCAAAAGCGACUGAUUUUUCAGCAUAUUCAACAAAAGGAAGAGAAGAGGUCUUCCAACCUUUGUUGUUUAUGAUCAUUCCACACGAAGUCAGCAAGUUGCUUGGUUCAGAAGCAAUGAAUGCAUUGGUGCUCAACCAAAAUCGUUUGGUAGGCGUUGAAGAUUUGUACAAUUCAUUGGUCUCGAUUAUAGAACCUCGCGUGAAAAAACAGACGGAAAACGCAGCCUUUAAUCCCGAAAACUCCAACCUGGACACAGAUUCUAACGCAAAACAUUUGGCUCCGUACGCAGGCCCAAUUCCUCAAAUUGCGGAAGAAGACGAAGGACUUGAUAGUCCUCUUAUGAAAUCACAACUGCGAGGUUUGUUUAAACCGGUACCUUUGAACCGCAUUUGCGAAGAAAUGAAAAUACUUCCAAUUGCAUUAUGCCUGUGCGAUGGUAUGGAUAAAACUGUGUCGAGCGAUUCUCCAUUGGCUACAUGGGCGGCUGAAUUUGCUGUGGGAACCAUAAAUAACAGAAUUCAGGAACAGUACACAAAGUCUAAACUAGGAACAAUGGCUACUUCAGAAUUCUUUGGUUACGGCGCAUGUCAGCGGUACGUAGCCACGGGUGUGACGAAUGCAAGGCACGUGGUCGUCGGCAUCGACCAAAAGCUAUUGUUCACUUUACUGGCAAAACCUAUCGACCGAGAGACCGCGGAAAUUUUUGACAUCGAAUUGACGUUUCCUAUAAAAAAAAACGAACCUGGCCUAACUUUGAGCAACCUGGUCCGUGUGACGCGGUUUAAUGAGUACGAAACGUGCUCGGAUACGGGCGUUGAACCAAAGCUCUGCGCAUGUCAUCCAGACAACACAAACAACACGUUGUGGAGGAAGAGAUUAUUUUCGAAGAUGAUUUCACAAGCAAAAUUCGGUUUGAAACCUCGAACACGUUUCCUUCGAAAACCGUGUCUCCUGGUUGUUUUUUGGGUUAAAUUGCAAAAUAUUGGUGAACGCUGGCCAAGUAAAAUUAGGACGUACGAAGCGAUCAACCGGUGUUCAAAUGUGAAAUACAAUUUAACAAUUUUCUUCAAAGAAGCUCAUACCACUCGGAUUUCAUUAAAAUAUCCUGCAUAUGUUACCCUACUGCCUAAGACAGUCACAUUCCUUUUCACGACUAAAAACGAUCUUAAAAAUGACCAAACUAUACCAGUAUUUAGGUACAUGAAGAGUAUUUUAACGCACUGAUAGGACACACGAAUUGAGGUUAAUAAGUUUACGGCACCAUUGCAAGUAUAUAAUACAUAGCAAUCAUCGCAACUCUAGUUUACACAAUGAAAGUAACUAUCACCCAGAUUAUAUAUACAUUAACGAAUGUUAUAUUAUUUUUAUUCAACGAUAUUAAAUGUCAUAUU